AUGGCGGGCUUCGCUGCAGCUGGAGUUCUACCGGCGAGAGAAGUGGCAGCAUGCUCUACUGCAACCGUCUAUGGCACCGUGUUCGCGACCGUCUACGUUCAUGAUGUUGUCACCAUCACCCACACCAUUACCAAUCCGCCUCCGACCGUAACGAUCGUUGAGCAAGAUCCAGGGUCGAAGUUGAGCUUCAUCGCCUCGUACGACACUGAAAGCGUCAUCGAACAGAGCCAACUCUUGCCCGUUUCUGCUCACCCAGAUCCCAAGCCCACCGUCGUCACUGAAAUGGUCCAGGUUCCGGGAUUCGAGGCCACUGAGAUCUCGUACCGUGGAAAGACUGGCACUGUUUUCUACAUACACGGGACUGGAGGCAGUGUCGAGCCCACAAGCCCCAUUAUAGUCGAAGUCACCACCUUCACUAUCCUGCCGACCUUCGCGACUAGACCGCCGAGUGUAGCAAAUCAGGCCAAGGCUGCAGCCACCUCGAAUUCUACCUUGCACAUGGCAUUUACAAGCUCUUCAAAUGGUUGGAAUUACACAAACUCGAAUUCAUCAAUGUGGCCGGCUGCUUCUGGCCAUGGUGGAGCUGUCCCAACUGAAGAAGCUACUUCGACGGUCACUGUCACGAACACAGUAGCCACGGUCACACGAGUGGUGGCUAGCACCGCAGUCGCAUCAUACGGACACGGGCCAGAGCCAUAUGGCUACCCACCACCAGAUACAGCCCACCCUGUCGAGAAAAGACAAACAUGUUUGUGGGUAAGUGCAACCAUUGGCGGUCAGGAGGUCGGUUGGUGCAACAAUUGGGAUGGUGCUGCAACUUUUUCCUACACGUCUUGGGAGACGACCAUAUUCCCAACCUAUGUUCCAGGAGUUGGCCCGGUUGACACUUCAACAUCAUCCUCGCCGCCAACAACUUCGCUGCCGAGCAGCGUAAGACCAUCUACUACGCAUGGUAGCUCUUCAUCAAAGCCAGCCUCAGUUACUGUUUCGCCAGUACCAACCACAGCAGUACCAGCUCCGGCUACCUGUGGACAGACUGGUCCAUUCAUCAUUUCGUUCGAUGACCUUCCAGUCUUAUCAGUGUUCAACAAUAAUACCGCUGGAUUUCCAGAAAUCUUCAAUCCCUAUGAGCAUUUCUUCUGGGGCGAUGGCUGGACUUAUGUUCCUCCGCCAACAGAACCUUUCUCACCACAUGAUGGCACUCGACUAGCUCAAUUCAUUCCGUCAUUGGCAAACAAGGAUAUAGGGUCUCCCAGUGCUGGCUUGAUACCUCCUAGCUCCUUUGGUGCUGGUCCUCGAGCAGCUGACUCUGCGUACUGGUUCAGUGCGGCAACCGCUUGGGUGGCAUGCGAUACGGCCAAUGUGACUUGUGAUUUUGUUGCUACGGCGUAUCAAUGGGAUAUCGCGACACAGAGCGAGGUAGUCGUCGCAACUCAGCACUUUAACGUCCCACCUUGUCACGGGUUUGUCGAUUGUCGCCUGACUGAGAUUCGCUUCAACUAUCUCUUCUAUAAGAUGACUACUCUGUCGUUUUAUGCCAAUGUUGAAGGCAAGAUCAGUAUCUUCUGGCUUGACAGCCUAUCUCUCGACUGGUAUGACAACUCUUGCGAGGCUGGACUCAAACGCAUUUCAUCUCGCAAGCGUUGA
Molecule: messenger RNA, 1647 nt
Organism: Exophiala spinifera
Lineage: Eukaryota; Fungi; Ascomycota; Eurotiomycetes; Chaetothyriales; Herpotrichiellaceae
Exons: 4
Coding region: 1-1647 (548 amino acids)
Source: RefSeq, a predicted model, not a curated record